AUGGACAAAAAGUUCACCACGAGUUGCGCAGACGCGGCCUCCUGGGGAGGCCGGAAGAGGCGGGCCGGGAACCACGAGAGCGGAAGUAGCGCCAUCGCUGCCGCCGCGGCCGACGAGCCAAUGCCUAGAGCGAGUUCCCGCGCCCCGGCGGCUGCCGGCUCUCCCCGCGGGGCCCGGGUCUGCGGGGAGGACUCUGGGGGCCUGCGGAAGGAUACAUCUGACAUGUCCUUUGAAGAGCUGUUGGAAUUGCAGAGCCAAGUGGGGACUAAGACAUACAAACGGUUGGUAGCUGGAAACAGUUCUAAGAAGGAAGGCUCUAGACCACGUGUCCAAAAUGCCUGUGUUGCAGAUAAGCACAGGCCUCUGGAAAUGUCAGCCAAGGUCCGGGUGCCAUUUUUGCGUCAAGUUGUCCCCAUCAGUAAGAAGGUAGCCCGGGAUCCCCGCUUUGACGAUCUGUCAGGAGAAUAUAAUCCUGAGGUGUUUGACAAAACAUAUGAAUUCCUGAAUGACAUCCGAGCCAAAGAGAAAGAGCUUGUGAAAAAGCAGUUGAAGAAGCACCAUUCAGGGCAGGAGCAUGAGAAACUGCAGCAGCUGCUUCAGAGAAUGGAGCAGCAAGAAAUGGCACAGCAGGAACGCAGGAGGCAACAGGAGCUGCGCCUGGCCCUGAAGCAGGAGCAGAGGGCUCGGGCCCAGCAGGGCCAUCGGCCAUACUUCCUGAAGAAAUCUGAGCAGCGGCAAUUGGUCCUAGCUGAGAAGUUCAAGGAGCUGAAACGCAGCAAGAGGCUAGAGAGCUUCUUGAGUCGAAAGAGGCGCCGAAAUGCAGGCAAGGACCGGAGACAUCUCCCUUUGAGCAAAGAGUAAUAAAGAACUGUUUUGAGCUCUACCACUGCCCCAGUGAGAAAUGGAUCUGCAGGGACAGACUUGGGCUUGGCGUCUUCUGGUUCUUUUCCACUCAAGGGUGAGGAUCAUGGCUGCCCUUGAGCUAGAUUAGCUCAAAGAUGACUAGAGGGUCUUGGACUACCCCAAGGUUGGACAAGAAGAGCAGCUCAGCUUGUACUCUGGCACACUUCCUCUGCUUGGAUCUGGUUCAUCGUGGCUUCAUGUCCUCCCAUCCUUACUUUAAACUAAUGAUUGUGGUAUAGAAAUAAAAGGGCCAAUGAGUGAUCUUCAGGCUGGUGAAAGCCAUGAAGUCCGUGGAUGGCUCCUAGGGCUGGAGCCAGUUCGUAAACAUUCCUGUCACUCUUCUUUUUAUUAUUAUUAUUAUUAUUAUUUUUUAAAGAUUUUAUUUAUUUAUUCAUGAGAGACACAGAGAGAGAGGCAGAGACACAGGCAGAGGGAGAAGCAGGCUCCAUGCAGGGAGCCCGAUCCCGGGACUCCCGGAUCAGGCCUUGGGCUGAAGGCAGGUGCCAAACCACUGAGCCACCCAGGGAUCCCUCUUCUUUUUAUUAUUAACUGUUUUUUUGGUGCGAUUGUGGGUGACCUAGAACUACUGUUUCAGCAGGCCACAUGGAGGGGCUGGCAACAAAUGUAAGGCUCCCACAAAGGAGGAUAUCAGAUCAGAGAUCCCUCAAAGAAGACACAGUCAUUGAAAGAGUGGACCACUCCCACAGCUCACCUACUUAGCUUUGGUCUGGAUACAAGAGGAGGUAGGGGAUGAGGACACGAAGUUUCCCCAAUAAUGUGUUAGCACAGCUGGCCCUUAGCACUGUUUGGGUCUAGAGUUCAUACUACCGGUGUAGACUGGAAAAUCCUUAAGGUAAUAAUUCAGUUUGAAGUGGUCUCAGGUUGUUUUUAGGCACUUAGCAGAAGCAAAUGUAAUCUUCUCUUGAGGUUUGUACUUUAAACCCAAGCUUCAAGGAAUUCCUUCAGAUAAAAUUUGAAGGAAUGUGUGCUUUCAGUGAAAAUACAAAGUACACAAGGAAAGAAAUCACCAUGAGUAAGAGUCAUUAGGGACACUAGGCAACAGAGUCAGACCAACAAAGACAUGUUAGAAAUACGAAAUACAAAAUAUAGGGGCUCCUGGAUGGCUCAGUAGGUUAAGCAUCCGACUCAUGAUUUUGGCUUGGUUCUGAUGAUCUCAGGGUCAUGGGAUUGAGCCCUAUGUCCUUGCUCAAGAGGAGUCUGCUGAGAUUCUCUCCCUCUGCCCCUCGCUCUCUUUCUCUAAAAUAGAUAAAUAAGUCUUUAAAAAAAACCACAAAACAUAAGAUAUCUUGCUUGUACUUAAAGCGCACGUAUGACUAAAGAAAAUCUCUAAAAGGACCAAAUUGGUCUGAUAAAAAAUAAAGCUUUUAAAAAUGAA
Molecule: messenger RNA, 2299 nt
Organism: Nyctereutes procyonoides (raccoon dog)
Lineage: Eukaryota; Metazoa; Chordata; Mammalia; Carnivora; Canidae
Gene: RRP36
Product: ribosomal RNA processing 36
Exons: 8
Coding region: 1-861 (286 amino acids)
Biological process (GO): maturation of SSU-rRNA from tricistronic rRNA transcript (SSU-rRNA, 5.8S rRNA, LSU-rRNA)
Cellular component (GO): nucleolus; 90S preribosome
Source: RefSeq, a predicted model, not a curated record